AUGGCUCGGGAUUCCCUUGUUGUAGCUAUUCUCAUUGAAAGUUGUGUGGCUCCCAAAAUGACGUUCAGAACCGGAGAUUGUAAAUAUGACAAGACGGUUUUUUCUAACUUCUCCAUUCAAAUCAUCAACACCAAACUAAUGAUGGACAUGAUUCUGGUAUCGACCCUCCCGCCAGGCUUGAAGGCACAUUUGAGCUUUGAGUUUCGCCUUUCCAAGAGCAAGCCCUACCAAAGUGUCUACCAGCACGACAUGAACUACUGUGCCCUCAUUAAAGGAGCCCAGCAGUCGAUCUAUCGGCGUUGGUUCACAUCGAUGCUGAAGGUGGGAAACUUCGCAACGAGUUGUCCCAUCAAACAGGGGUACUACUACAUGCACGGGUGGACACUGGACGCCAACUAUGUUCCCUCGUUUUUCUAUGUAGGCGACUACCGAAUUUGCGGAAGCUUCUUUUACGGCAGGUUUAAGAAGAAUGUGAUAAAUCCAAUGCUGGAGUGCUCUGUCGAAGCUGUGCUAAACUGA
Messenger RNA from Drosophila ananassae, 519 nucleotides. RefSeq lists its product as uncharacterized. The record is from RefSeq and is a predicted model, not a curated record. The transcript has 2 exons. The coding region runs from base 1 to 519 and encodes 172 amino acids. NCBI's taxonomy places the organism in Eukaryota, Metazoa, Arthropoda, Insecta, Diptera, Drosophilidae.